GAUGCUGCUCACGUGGCCCACAGCAGCAGUCAUAUGACUGUUCGUCUUGUUCAAGCAGAACAGCCGUUGUGGACGUCGAAGUUACUGCUACAAAGAAGUGAUUGGAGUUCAGUAAUGAUCGCCGGUGGUUUGUUGAUGUGUUUGCUGGCCGUGUUUCAGCUCGGCUCGCGGGCUCAGUACGCUCCUGAUGAGGUGACCUACCUGCCAGGUAUGAAGUUCAAACCGAACUAUCGACAGUGGUCGGGAUUCCUCCAGGCACGGCCCGGAAAGUAUCUCCAUUAUUGGUUUGUGACUUCUCAAAGAGACCCGGUCAAAGACCCUCUGGUGCUCUGGCUGAACGGAGGCCCAGGCUGCAGCUCGCUUGAUGGAUUCCUGUCAGAGAAUGGACCAUUUCAUGUCAAUGAUGACGGGGCCACACUGUAUGAGAACACAUUCAGCUGGAACAAGAUUGCCAAUGUGCUGUACCUAGAAUCUCCUGCAGGUGUGGGAUAUUCCUACUCUGAUGACCAAAAGUACGCCACCGAUGAUGACCAGGUCGCUGAUGAUAAUUACAAAGCCCUCCAGAGUUUCUUUGCUAAGUUCCCAAGUUUCACUCAAAAUGAGUUCUUCAUCUUUGGGGAAAGUUAUGGUGGAAUUUAUGCACCCACCCUCAGCCUGCGCGUGGCUACUGGAGCUGUCAAAAUCAACUUCAAGGGCUUUUCAGUGGGAAAUGGCCUCAGCAGUUUUGCUCUCAAUGACCAAACUUUGGUCUACUUUGGUUACUACCACGGCCUUUUUGGAGAAGAUUUGUGGCGUGAUCUGAACAUAAAUUGCUGUGACAAGGGAAACUGUAACUUUUACAACUCCAGUUCAGAGACCUGCAAGACUCUGGUGAAUGUGGCCUUUGGUAUUGUGUAUAAUAGCGGACUGAAUGAGUAUGCCCUUUACUUGGAUUGUGAGGUUGGCAGAAGAUCCCACAGAGGCUACGAGAGGACCAUGAGUCACCUGUUUAAGAACUACAAGAAACACCCCCACACCAACAAGGUUUCAGAUGGAGUUUCUUCCUCCGUGUCUCUGGGUGAAGUCCCUCCCUGCAUCAACAGUACGGCUCAGAUUAACUGGCUGAACAGAGGCGAUGUGAGGAAAGCUUUACACAUUCCAGACACACUGCCACCAUGGGACCUCUGCAGUGAUGACGUUGGAGAGCAAUACACCAACCUGUACCCAACAGUGAAGGAGGUGUAUCUGAAGCUGCUCUCUCUGGGCCUGCGGGCACUCGUCUACAACGGAGACACUGACAUGGCCUGCAACUUCCUGGGAGACCAGUGGUUUGUGGAAGACCUCGGCCUGAAGGCAACCACUAAGUACCAGACCUGGCUUCAUGAUGACCAGAUUGCUGGUUAUUACCAACAGUUUGGAAACAUCACUUUCCUGACAGUCAAGGGUGCAGGGCACAUGGUUCCUCAGUGGGCUCCGGGUCCAGCUUUCCACAUGUUCCAGUCUUUCAUAACAAAUGGCUACUACUGAGCCAUGAUGGAGACUGCUGUAUGUAAUAUACCUGCACUAGUCACUUGUUAGACGGUACAUUUUCUCAGGGAAGAUGAUUUUGGAGGGAAAAGGAUUAUUAGGGAACUUGUUUUUUAUCAUCUAUAUUGUUCAGAGUACCUGCAGUGAAGUGUGUUGAGUAUUUGGAGAUGGACACAUUAUGUUAUUGGCUUUGCUCUGCAUCACCUUGAAUUUCAAAAUCUAACAAAUAAAGUGCCAGCGUUAAGGAUGUUUUCAUAAAUAUUGAGCUUAUAGUGUAGGAAUUAAAACCCUUUUUAGACAAUGGCCCAAUCCCAAAGUGAGCCCUGAGGACUAAGGACUAAAGACUCAUAGACUUCAUUGAUCUCAGGUGCUAAGAGAGUGAGUGUGUGAGGCCACAUGGGCUCAGAUAGGUAUAAAUGGGAUUGGGACAGGACUUCACAAGAUCACGUUACUGUGGCGACGUUUAAUAACAAAGAUGUUGCUGACACUUGUCCGGUUUGGGAAUUUUCAUUUUAAGUUUGUUGCUUUACCAAAUUUUUUCAAACUCUUGUUUUACAAGCUGGACAACAGGUUGGUCUGUGUUCCUUGGUUGUGUGUCGUGCUGUUGUUUACCUUAGCAAUUUCCGGAUUUCCCUAUGGUCUCCUCUUCACUUGUAUUUCUUUUAAAUGUUUUGAACUGCCAGUGACAUGGAUUGCCAGAUGUAUUCACAUGUCUUUACUGUAGUAAUUUAUUGGAAUCUCACAGGUUUAAGUAUUUUCAUUAAAACCUGCCAUGAACUACA
Molecule: messenger RNA, 2288 nt
Organism: Sander lucioperca (pikeperch)
Lineage: Eukaryota; Metazoa; Chordata; Actinopteri; Perciformes; Percidae
Product: cathepsin A-like
Exons: 11
Coding region: 34-1506 (490 amino acids)
Biological process (GO): proteolysis
Molecular function (GO): serine-type carboxypeptidase activity
Source: RefSeq, a predicted model, not a curated record